AUGAGGUUCUCACUUCGAUACUUAGCGUUGACUGUGCUGGCCAUGGCCCUUGUGAGCAGCACUUCAGCAUCACACUUGCACCAGAAUCUUGAGGGUUCGGAUCUGCUUACGGUCAGAGCUCUGCCGAGCACCGCUCGCCAGGAGAUCUACGUGCGCAUGUCACCUGGAUCUGCACAUUCAGGCGAUAGAGACAGCCCAUCGCGAGAACAGCAGCGCAAAGGCAAAAGCAUCGUGGGGAGGCUCAAGAGGCUUACGCUCGGCAAGGGCAAGCAGAAGAAGGACAAAGGUGUCAGCGCAAGCUAUUCAUCACGAAGCGCCUCCCCGGUGAGGGAGACGUCACCAGCAAGAACGCCGACCGCGUCGCCAUCACCAGAGUGGGAACCGCCGAACAUUCGGGAUCCAGAUACACCUGAUCCGAGCCCGCCCCAUCCUGUAGGUCCCUUUCCCGAAGGCUACCACGGACCCCCUCGGCCUCAGUCAAAGGGCAAAAAGAUAUUGAACGCCGUGAAGAAGUUCUGGUAA
Messenger RNA from Microstroma glucosiphilum, 522 nucleotides. RefSeq lists its product as hypothetical. The transcript has a single exon. The record is from RefSeq and is a predicted model, not a curated record. Lineage: Eukaryota; Fungi; Basidiomycota; Exobasidiomycetes; Microstromatales; Microstromataceae. Bases 1 to 522 code for a protein of 173 amino acids.